Molecule: messenger RNA, 2584 nt
Organism: Mercenaria mercenaria
Lineage: Eukaryota; Metazoa; Mollusca; Bivalvia; Venerida; Veneridae
Exons: 2
Coding region: 199-1029 (276 amino acids)
Source: RefSeq, a predicted model, not a curated record
UUUUGACCAUUCGAGUUGUCAAUUAGUGAAGGUGAUGUAUGAUAUUUUGUGCUAAUUGGUAACGUUGUUUAUACUUGUAGGCCUAAAUUCUUUUUCUAAGGCGGAUUGUGAAACAAAUAACUGGUGGAUUAGGAAACUAGAGCGACACGAAUAUUUAUAAGAAGAUUCUAUAUACAUCAACUGUAGCUGAAACAAAAAAUGGCAGAGAGUCCAAAUUUUCCAAGGUAUCCAAGACGCAUCAAGACACGGGGCAUCAAUGGCAGCAAUGAAACAAUACAUCCAAAAAGGAUCUGGAUACCUUUGGAAUACACCGGAACUGGGCAUUUUAACAUACCAUUCACAAAAGUGCAAAAAGCGGUUACAGAAGGUAACAAGAUGAAAAUAGUCGGUGAUGGAAACAAUGGACAUUGUUUUAAAGGCAACAAAAAACAGUAUGAUGAAAAAAAAGCAAAAAGAUUCAGCUGGUUUUCUGUUUUCAUUGAGGAUGAGACACUCACAGAAAUUGAUGAAAGAAGAGGACCGCUGCAAGAUGCCGGAAACUUAUUCUGUCAAGGUCAGUCGCGAUAUGGGACGGAAUUGUUUAUUGUUGAUUUUGAUGAAAUAAUCCAGGCAUAUGAAACUUGUUGUAAGGGAAAAGCCGAGAUAUCUGUUCUGGGAACAUAUGAAUACAGACGAGAAGUUAUGCACGCCUAUGUUAUAGCUCCAGAAGGUGCACGUGUAUUUGAGGACCAUCCACGUGUUGCGACGAGGACAGAGGGUGGAUUUGCUUGGCAUAAUAAUCUGCAAGAAAAAGAGACGACCCUAACAUCACCUGAGCCAGGCAAGUACAGUUGGAAAACAUUUUCAACCAUUGAAUGGGAUGGCUCGUGCAUAGGCGAGGAACGAUAUAAAAAAUGGGGUCACCUGGCAUUUGCUUUUUACUUAGAUUGCUUACCAACUGAAACACUUGUCAUACCAAAUGAUAUCGGAUCUUGGGGAAAAUGUGUUAAAGGCAAACCUUUUCUCGGCACUGAUUUUAUAUCUGCUUAAGAUGAUGUCGACUCAGACAAUGACAUCUUUGCCAAGAUUGAUGGGGACCUGCUUGCAGUAAUGCGGGAAAAAAUAGUAGAAUAUUUUCUCCGCCCUACUACAGUGUAUAUAUUAAUAGACGUAAGAGAGAUACUUUUAUGUAAAUUGCUAGAAAUAUAUACUUGAAUCGUAGUACUGUUUUCAUUUCAAGAGAAUUUUUAAAUAGCCGUGUUUCCUCGGCACUGAACUUCUUAAACCUGAUCUUGAUUCUGUCGUUGCCUUAAAAUCAAAGUUAAAUGUAACUUGUAAUGGUAUAGCUAUUGAAGCAACCACAGCUGUGAAGUAUCUUGGGGUUACUAUAGAUCAGCAUUUGUCUUUUGGUGCCGUGGCCGACUCAGUUAUCAAAAAAGCCAAUGCUAGGUUAAAGUUUCUAUACCGUAAGAAAGAUUUUCUUACACAACAUACCAAAAAAAAAAACUGCUUGUUAUGUCCUUAAUCCAGUGUUAUUUUGAUUACGCUUGCUAUGUCUGGAAUAAUGGAUUAACUCAAGUGUUAAAAAAAACAAGUUACAAACAACUCAAAAUAAGUUACUGAGAUUUGUGCUUAAUCUUGACUCCAGAGCCCAAUGUAGAUCCUAAUCAUUUUAAGUCUAUAAAUUGGUUACCAGUUAGCAAGAGAGUUGAACAAAUCAUGCUGUGUCAUAUCUUCAAGGUUAAAAACACUAGCCCCAGAUUAUUUGGAUGAAUUAUUUGUUCCUCAACAUUUCAUACAUACACAUAGUACAAGACUUAGUCUUAAAGGUGGCUACUGUCUCCCAAAGGUCAAAGCCCAGGUUCAAAAUCUUUUAGUUUCAUUUGUUCUAAACUUUGGAACAGUCUUCCAGAGGAUAUCACUAAAAUUAACAGAUAUCAGACUUUUAAGGUAGCUAUCAAGAGUCAUUUAAUGCAAAGUAUUCACUGAUUGUCGAAUUUUAUGUUUUAACAUGUUUUAAUGUUUUUUACUUUUUUUUAAUGUUUAUAUUUUUUAUUGUUUAAUGUACAAGUUUCGGCUCAGGAAUGUUCUCCUUUUUUUCCAUCUUAUACUGUAUAGUCGCUUGUUUCGCCAUGACAUGCUCUUUUCUUUUACACAUUUAUCAGGACCGUUUUAACAGUUUCAUUUUCGUUUGAUAGAUUAACAAAGACAUAUGAUCAAAUAUUAUCUUACUAUUGGUAACAACGUGAUAAAAUUAAUUUUGUGAUAGUCUGACUGUGAUAAUUUCAAUUUGUGAUAUAGAUGUAAUCUUCAUUUAAACACUAUAAUUGCCUCUCUAUGUCAUGCCACCAUUGCUAAGGACCACAAUGGAAAUAAGAGUUUGCUCUUUUUUGUUUGUUUGUUUUGGGUUUAACGCCGUUUUUCAACAGUAUUUCAGUCAUGUAACGGCGGGUGCUCUUUUUUUGUGUUAAUCCUUGGCAAUGGGAGCAUGCCAUGGUUUUCUUUUGCAUAAUAUAGUAUUUAAUGAUGCCUAUUGUUUUAAUCUAUAUUAUGUUUGUUUACCAUGUAUAUGUUAUUCGUUUGCCGAAAUAAAUCUAUCUAUCUA